Molecule: messenger RNA, 414 nt
Organism: Besnoitia besnoiti
Lineage: Eukaryota; Apicomplexa; Conoidasida; Eucoccidiorida; Sarcocystidae
Exons: 2
Coding region: 1-414 (137 amino acids)
Source: RefSeq, a predicted model, not a curated record
AUGGAUGCCGAUGUGGUGUCAGGAGGCAGGCGCAAAGCGAGUAACUGGGAAAAACCCGACCAGCCAAGUGCGCAAGACAACGGCUUCACAGGAAUAAGCGGGCGAGGCGAGCCGGCCGAAUUUGGAACGCCGCCGUCCGUUGAAAUGCGUCACGCCAUCGAAACUGCUUUUUAUGCAGCAGCCCUUACGUUUGUCGCCUUGCUGACUCCCCAAGACGCGGUGAACCGCAGACGGCAGGAACCGCAGCUCUGGCGUAUGUGCAAGAAGCCAGCUUUCUUCUGCCCAACCAGCGCCGUGGCAAUAAAAAAACGAUAUCUCGCUAGCACAGCUGAUCGCCUCAUGAUCCUCCUGGUGUCACUGAUCACUACCGUCGACAUGCUGACCACGAGCCAGCAUUUUAUUCCCAUGGGAUAG